Molecule: messenger RNA, 2789 nt
Organism: Culex pipiens pallens (northern house mosquito)
Lineage: Eukaryota; Metazoa; Arthropoda; Insecta; Diptera; Culicidae
Product: MFS-type transporter SLC18B1-like
Exons: 8
Coding region: 1039-2610 (523 amino acids)
Biological process (GO): transmembrane transport
Molecular function (GO): transmembrane transporter activity
Source: RefSeq, a predicted model, not a curated record
UGGGUGAGUGAAAUCCGAUCGAUAAGGCACAGUUCGGCUGCUCGGGAAAGCUGCUGCUCUGAGAGUUACUUUGAGACGAUCUGUUCCGAGCGCGGAUCAUCAGUAGAGUUCGAGCAUCGGUACGGGGAGUAGUACUUGAGCGGUUGAUUCUGCCGGCGUGUGUGUGGUUUGCGAGGUUCUGAAACGUCAAGGUUAGGUGUACGGUUGGAAAUAGAAGUUUCGCGGACACAAUAGUUCGUGAUGCAAUUGUGCUUGAAGUGGCAGAACUCGAUACCCUGCUGACGUCGUGAUUCCCAAGAUGUGCAAGCGCAAAUCGCUGCUCCAGUGCCCGAAGGUUGUCCGACUAUCGGUACCCGCGACGACCCCGCGGUGAUAGGACCUUCUCCUGCCUGUCAGUAUUCGCUCCACCGAGUUCCGUGUGAUAUGUGCAGUGCGGUGCAAAAGUUCAAUGAAUCUGGAUUUGCUUUGUUUCCUCGGCCGACACGAAGCUAGAGUUAUCACUUUUGUGUCCCAAAAGUGCCUUCCAAAGAAUCAGUCUACAGUGUGCGUGUGUGCGUGUAAUUGUUAGUGGUAACAACAAAAAUCACCGUGAAUCUAGAGAAGAGACACUUAAUCUAUAGUGCCCUUAAAGAACGUUCUAGCACAUAGCAUCCUUAGCCUUUGCUGCAGGUCAGCUCGAAUCUCUGCGUUUCGCAACACUUGACCGAGAUCAUCGACUGUCUACUGAUAAUCCCACGAUCGUACCCUGGUACGGUGCACAGAAGAAUCAGUUCGACAAGUGGUGCGUGAAAUUGUGUGUAUUCUAAUCUAGUCGAACCCAACAAGGCAGCAGUGAGUGUCCCCGUUGUGGCUGGCCGGCCGAAUCCUCUGCCGCUUAUCGCAUUUGGCAAUAAUUAGUCGUCGACGAUCGCGAGAGUCAUUCGCACUUGCACUAAUUAGCGAUCAAGUGGAGCAACACCGGCGCGAAAGGAUCCCCAUCACUUGAUAAGGAAGAGAUAUUUAUUAUUAGACGGAGUCUGUGUUGACGGUGGUGGCACCAUGCCAUGGCAAUUCAACUUUACCAAGCGCCAGUGGCUGACACUGGCGGUGAUGGGUCUGGCGGAUUUUUGCAAUGCAAUCUGCGUCAGCUUACAGGCACCGUUCUUCCCGAAUGAGGCCGAGAAGAAGGGUGCGACCGCGACCGAGUACGGUCUGGUGUUUGGCGUGUUCGAGCUCGUCGUGUUCAUCAUCUCCCCAAUCUACGGUCAGUACAUCAACCGAAUUGGACCGAAAGUAUUAUUCAACACCGGCAUCUUCACCACCGGGACGUCCGCGAUCAUCUUCGGACUGCUGGACCGGAUCCCGGGCCACACGGGCUUCAUCUCGGCGGCCUUUGUGAUCCGGAUAGUGGAAGCGCUCGGGAAUGCCGCGUUCUUGACGGCCUCCUUUGCCAUCAUCGCCAUGGAGUUCCCGAACAACGUGGCGACCACUUUUGCAUCCCUGGAAACGUGCUUCGGCUUUGGACUGAUCGUUGGUCCGAUGGUCGGUGGGGCGCUGUACUCCGUGGGUGGCUACUACCUGCCCUUCGUGGUGCUGGGUUCUACACUGUUUUGUGUGGCCAUCCUAACGCUGUGCGUUCUGCCGAGGCACGUGGACGAACCCACGGAAAACGGUGGCAAAAAAGCUUCGAUGAUGACCCUGUUGAGGAUCCCGGGUGUGCUGGUGUGCUCGUUAGCAAUCUGCGCAACUUCUGCGUCGAUUGGAUUUUUAAGCGCAACGUUGGAACCACACUUGCGCCAGUUUGACCUGGGCCCGAUCGUGCUGGGACUGGUGUUUGUCAUCAACGGAGGAAUCUACGCCGGUACUGCACCGUUGUGGGGUCUCUCGCUGGAUCGGUGUUUGAGCCCGAAAGUGUGCUCCGCCAUCGGGUGUUUCCUGGUGGUGGCUGGAUUCCUGAUUGUAGGGCCGGCACCGUUCUUCCCGGUGGAAACAUCGUUAGCGGUGAUUAUUGUGGGGCUGGUAUUCCACGGGCUUGGAAUCGCUGCAGUGUUGGUGUCCGGCUUUACGGAUGCUUUGCGUACGGCAAUUGCCCACGGCCUGCCCGACAACAUCGAGACUUACGGACUAGUGUCCGGUCUGUGGACGUCAACGUUCGCCUUUGGCGCGUUCGUGGGUCCCUCGGUAAGUGGAUUUCUGUUCGACGCCAUCGGGUUCCGCAGCUCGACGUUGUUCAUCGUGGUCCUGGAGCUGAUCGUGGGAUCAGUCAUCGUGCUGUUCAUCUGCUGCUGCAAGACGCCUACGCAGUACAAGGAGAUCUCGUCGGUGGAGUCGCUGCUCAAGAGCCAGGACGGCCAGUCGAUCGAUGGAAGUGUGGCCAGCCGGAGUAGCAGCUUGGAUAUCACUCUACGAGGCAACAAACCGGCCGGAUUCUCCGCCAGUCAGCACUCACUCGCCAUCGAGUCAUGGCGCCUGCCCUCGGCCAACAGUCUGAUCCUGACCAACAGCUACAACAGCAAGCAGGGGCACUGGGCCCGGUCGGUCACAGAGUUGGAAACUAGUAACGUGGCACAGUACGGGCGACAGUACGGAAGUUUCGAAACCAGGCCAGCCUUCCAGGACACCAUGUCUUAACCGAGCGCGCCUCUCUGACCAAUGGUCCGGUCACUUAAGUAGAUAGCAGUGUAAACAAAAAGGCAAGAUAAGCGUUUGAAAAAGCGAGCGCGCGAAAGCUGGUUCAAAUCGAUGGUUGCCCCGCGGCAGAGCUAAAGUAUGAAAUAAAUAGGCUAUUUAUAAUAAAUAAGAAUAUACGA